This is a messenger RNA of Aspergillus calidoustus, 1596 nucleotides long. The record is from the annotation of a GenBank genome assembly. NCBI's taxonomy places the organism in Eukaryota, Fungi, Ascomycota, Eurotiomycetes, Eurotiales, Aspergillaceae.
AUGGCGUCCUUCGCCAACCCCACACAGAUCUUUGCCGACGAUGUGAUCGAGGAGAAAGGAGAGAACGCCCGUCUCUCCGCCUUUGUCGGCGCGAUCGCGGUCGGUGACUUGGUCAAGAGCACAUUAGGUCCCAAGGGAAUGGACAAGAUCUUACAAUCAGCGUCAACCGGAGAAAUCCUCGUUACGAAUGACGGUGCUACGAUCCUCAAAUCCAUUGCCCUCGAUAACGCCGCUGCGAAAGUACUAGUCAACAUCUCCAAGGUCCAGGAUGACGAAGUCGGUGACGGAACAACGUCGGUGACUGUGCUGGCUGCGGAGCUGUUGCGGGAAGCCGAAAAGCUCGUUGCCCGCAAGAUCCAUCCCCAGACUAUCAUCGAAGGAUACCGCAUAGCUGCCCGUGCUUCUCUCGACUGCCUUGAGAACCUCGCUGUCGACCGCAGCCAGGAUAAGGAGAAGUUCCGCAAGGACCUCCACGCUAUUGCCCGCACCACCCUCAGCUCCAAGGUUCUCGCUCAGGACCGCGACCACUUCGCUACCCUCGCCUGUGAUGCCGUCCUCCGUCUCCGGGGCUCCACCGACCUGAGCCAUAUCCAGAUUAUCAAGAAGGCUGGUGGGAAGCUGAGCGACUCGUACCUCGAUGAGGGAUUCAUUCUGGACAAGAAGAUCGGUGUCAACCAACCGAAGCGCCUGGAGAACGCCAAGAUUCUUGUUGCAAACACGGCCAUGGACACGGACAAGGUGAAGAUUUUCGGUGCCCGCGUAAAGGUCGAGUCGACAGGAAAGCUGGCAGAUUUGGAAAAGGCGGAGCGUGAGAAGAUGAAGGCCAAGGUGGAGAAGAUCAAGUCGCACGGUAUCAACUGCUUUGUCAACCGACAACUCAUCUACAACUGGCCUGAGCAGCUGUUUACCGAGGCCGGUAUUAUGUCCAUUGAACACGCCGACUUUGACGGAAUCGAGCGAUUGGCGCUGGUCACCGGCGGUGAGAUUGCUUCCACUUUCGACCAUCCCGAUCAGGUCAAGCUUGGUCAGUGUGACCUGAUUGAGGAAGUCAUUAUCGGUGAAGACACCCUCAUCAAAUUCUCUGGUGUGGCUGCUGGCCAGGCCUGCACCAUCGUCCUCCGCGGCGCCACAGAGCAGCUCCUCGACGAAGCCGAGCGUUCUCUCCACGACGCCCUGGCUGUCCUCUCACAGACUGUUAAGGACCCCCGUGUCACACUUGGCGGUGGUUGCGCAGAAAUGAACAUGUCCAAGGCCGUCGAGCAAGCCGCUCAGAACACCACCGGCAAGAAACAGCUCGCCGUCGACUCUUUCGCACACGCCCUCAAGCAACUCCCUACGAUCCUCGCCGACAACGCCGGUCUCGACUCUAGCGACCUCGUUACCCGCCUGCGACAAGCCAUUAACAACGGCAUGACCAGCUCCGGUCUGGACCUGCUCACACCUGGCGGUGGUAUCGCCGAUAUGCGCGAGCUGGGCGUAGUGGAAAGCUACAAGCUGAAGAAGGCUGUUGUUUCCUCUGCGUCCGAGGCAGCUGAGCUCCUCCUCCGUGUGGAUAACAUCAUCCGGGCUGCCCCUCGUCGACGUGAGCGGAUGUAA